GACAACUCCCUACUAAACAUGGCGGAGGCUGCGGACGCACCACAACACCGGUUUUACUGUCACUGCUGUAAGAGGGAGACGGAGCCCAAACUGCCGGAUUUCAUCUGCCCCUCAUGUGAGUCUGACUUCAUCGAGGAGGUAUCAGAAGACUCCAGCCUCCUGCAGGACAGCAGAGCAUCAGUACCAAAUGAAGAGUCAAACUUGCUGUUUCCAGACAUCUGGCAGCUGCUGUUUAUGGAGCGCUCCGCCCUGCUGUCCAACCCGCCCUCCUCAGAGUCCCGCCCAGAGGACAACCAGCAGGUAUCUGCAGGUCAGAGACCUCCGUCUCCAGCCUCCCCGGUCGUUACAGACUUGCAGGAACAGGAGUCGCCUCUUAACUCUGAAGGGGAGGAAUCUUCCAGGCCUGAGCAAAUUCCUGCUGUGUAUGGGAUCAUGCAGCAGGUCUUGGCUGACCUCUUUACCAACCAUCCAAACUCGUCCUCCCCUCCAACCGCAGUAUCGAGCAUGCUGCAGUUGUAUUCAAACCCUGGAGAUUACGCAUGGGGUCAUGGAGGCCUCGACGCAGUCGUCACAGAGUUAUUAGGGCGUUUGGAGAACACAGGUCCACCCCCGGCUCAAAAGGAGAAGAUUUCAUCUCUGCCAACAGUCUGCAUCUCUCAAGAACAGAAAGAUUGCCGACUAGAGUGUCCGGUUUGUAGGGAGGAAUAUUCCCUCGGUGAAUCUGUCAGGAAGCUUCCCUGCCUCCAUUUCUUCCACAGUGGCUGUAUAGUACCUUGGUUAGAGCUGCAUGAUACCUGCCCAGUGUGCCGCAAAAGUCUCGAUGGCGUCGACAACAGCCUCUCGCCCACAUCGCAGCCCCUAAGUGAGCGCUCCGACAGGCAAGAGCAACAAGAGAGAGAGGCGAUCUGAGCAAAGAGGCAGCGACUCUUCGUGUCAGAUGAGCUGCUUUUAAAUAAAACAAUACUUGCACCGAGGCCCUAAACGCAGCUCCAGCCCUCAUGUCAGUCAUGCAUCUCUGUGAAGGACCUUCGUGUUUUUUACUCCAGGAUAAAAGUUUUUUUUUUUAUUGCCACAGCUCCAACUGAAGGAUCCAGCAGUUUGCUUGACAACAUCCUGAGCGGGUGUGCUCUUCCCACUGUGCUGCUCGACGAGGCAGUUUUCUGAAUGACUGACUUUGAUGUGAUGAACUAAUAACCACUGCUCUGCUAGUGGCUGCCAAAAUGACGAGAUCUUACAGGGUUAUGGGGAAACACUUUUACAAUGUUUUGUUGGUGAGACAGUUUCAGCAUUUUGUUGACCUUUAACCAACUGAAAGCCUCUAUUAAAGCUUAACCCUGUGACCUCCA
Messenger RNA from Cyprinodon tularosa, 1346 nucleotides. Its product is annotated as E3 ubiquitin-protein ligase RNF115. Gene Ontology annotation, molecular function: ubiquitin protein ligase activity. Lineage: Eukaryota; Metazoa; Chordata; Actinopteri; Cyprinodontiformes; Cyprinodontidae. Gene Ontology annotation, cellular component: cytoplasm. The record is from RefSeq and is a predicted model, not a curated record. The transcript is spliced from 9 exons. Gene Ontology annotation, biological process: protein ubiquitination. Bases 19 to 909 code for a protein of 296 amino acids.